Amaranthus tricolor (Joseph's coat) is the source of this 1955-nucleotide messenger RNA. RefSeq names its product protein BIG GRAIN 1-like A. The transcript has a single exon. Gene Ontology annotation, biological process: auxin-activated signaling pathway. The record is from RefSeq and is a predicted model, not a curated record. NCBI's taxonomy places the organism in Eukaryota, Viridiplantae, Streptophyta, Magnoliopsida, Caryophyllales, Amaranthaceae. The coding region runs from base 510 to 1715 and encodes 401 amino acids.
CACGCGCGGCAGAUUCUCUUUCCUCCCUCCCUUCCACUUUAAAGUACCUUCCCUAUUCACAUAAGAGUAUACUCUAUUACUCUUCUCUUCAUCUGAUUCAGCCCCAUUUCAACCUUCCCUUCAUUUUCUCCAAACCUGUCUCUUUUUUCACACAGAAACCCAACAUUAAGCAUCUGUCAGUCUAUCUUGUUGUUCUAUACUUCUAUAUUACUCCUAGUUGUAUAAAAAAUACUCCUAAUCUAUUGGGUUGUCAAAGAAAUUUCAUGUUGUUCGUCUGAAUAUAUACUUGUAUAUCACAUGGUAAUGUUUUUUUGCAGCUUUUGACAUUGUAUUAGCAGACAAUUGCUAACUCCAAAUUUCCAUUUCAUUCUUCUUUCACAUGCUUACUUACCCUCCUAAUCCUAGCUCCCUAAUGGAGGAUUCUUAUGUCUAUAUAGUAUGAGAUCAAAUAUAUCCUUCUUGUUCAUUGUCAUUACCUACUAUAAGUGAUAUAGUAAAGAUAUCUCAAAAUGUCUUCCACAUUAGACCCAUUUCACACCAGUAUUUCACAUAGAAAAAGAACUAAAACACCAUCUUUCUCUUCUAUCCUUCUAGAUGCAAUUUAUAGGUCUAUUGAUGAUGAUCACAACCAUGGUGAAUACCCUUAUACUACCCCAACAUCUCCAAUUCAUAGCAUUGUUAAACAGAAUGAUUGUGCAUCAUCCAACCAACGUAGAACUAAAAUGAAAAGUGAUAGUACCUUGGAGACUGUUGAUCUUCGUCGUGCUAUUAUGAUUGAAUCAUGGAUGGAGAAACAACCACACCAGCGACCUCAACAACAACAGCAACAACAACGGAAACAUUUUAAUCUCGGGGAUGUAAUUGAUCGAAAGAUUAAAAUUGUUCGACAGAAAUCUGUCCCGGAUAGAGCAAGAGUUUUGGAUGACUCCUCUUCCUCGAAUGAUUUAUCCUCUUGCUUUACUAAUCUCACUCCACGAUCUUCGCGCGAUCAGUUAUCAUCUUCGCGAAUUUUUACCAAGACCAAAUCUCGUGCGCUGAAGAUCUAUGGCGAUUUCAAGAAAUCGAAACAACAAAACACUCCGAUUUCUCCUGGAAGAAGAAUCGCAGCGUUUCUAAACUCAAUUUUUCGAAACUCCGGUAAUUCUCCAGCGAGAAAUUCGCCGGAAAUUAAGAUAAAUCCAUCACCUCCACCAACCACGACGACAACCUCAAACUCAGCUUGUUCAUCGGCGUCGUCGUUUGCUAGGUCAUGUUUAAGCAACAAAACGUCGUCGUCAGGAAAAUCUACUCGAUCAGUUCGAUUCUAUCCAAUAAGUGUAAUCGUCGAUGAAGAUUCCAGACCUUGCGGCCAUAAAUCAUUGCUUAAAAACGAAAAUGACGAACCGAAAAAGCUAGUUUCACCACGACCAACUGUUAACAAAAAUGGUGAAUAUGAGCAGAAAAGAGAGAAAGAAAUUGAUACAUUGUUGAUGAUGAUCAAGAACAAUUGUAACAAAAAUAAUCACAAAAAUCAUCGCCGCCAUGUUUCAAGUUUUGUCAAAGAUCAUGAUCAAGAAAUGGAGGAGGAUGAAGAUGAUGAUGAUGGUGGUGAUAGUUGUGCGAGUUCAGAUCUUUUUGAAUUGGAAAAUUUUAGCGCCAUUGGAGGUGGUGCUACACGUUACUGUGAAGAGUUGCCGGUGUACGGAACAACUAGUUUGGAGGAUAUUACGGCUUAAUUAUUUUAUUAUUGUCCUAAUCCCUAAUUAUGUUUUUCUUUCUUCCAUUUAUUUAUUUAAUUUUCCUUUCAGUUUUAGGAUUUGAAUGUAAUUAAAUAGUCUUUUCAAGUUAUUAAUCUAUUAACUUAUGCAUGAUUUUAUUUUUUCUUUUUUAAUUUUUUGUAUAAUUCAAUGAGAUUAGACUAAAUAAUUAAGACUUGUUUGGCCAUCAAACAUACUAAUAAUAAUUUUGAUAACAAA